CCUCUUCAAGCAUAAAAGCCCAUCAAAGGAUCCUUUUUAGAUAAACAACUGCGCAUGCUCUCAUUCACUUCUAUUAACACUUUGGCAUCACCAUUUGGCUUAACAUGUAUGUUUUUUAGAUUGGGGGAGGGCAUAAAGAGAGCAAACAGUGUCUGUAAAACUGGCAUCUGAACCAAGACCCUUCUAGCUGUGAGGCAGCACGAUCACCAUCACGGCACCACCAUGCCCCUGGAUGUGGGUAAUGAAGUUAACUCACUUACAGAUUCUGUGAGGGACCUUUUUCUAAAAAAACGUACAUUAAAAAGAAACAGAAAACUAAUGUCCGGGCAGGACUCAGAGGACGUCAAAGUUUCUUUUUAUACAAAUUCAAUUUCAAGCUAAAGAUGCUAUUCAUGAGAAGUCAGAACAACUCUCUCACUGAGUUUUUAUGUGUCCAAAAAUAUAGUUUAAAAACUCUGGCAGUCUUUUAAAAACCUUUAUGCCUCUGAACGCUUUAAAAUACACCCAAACUGUCCAUUGACAAAAGGUCAGGUUCAUGUUUUUGAUGAUCUGCAUUGUGUCUGCCUGACCUUAAGUGAUGAGCAGAGAAAGGAGCAACUAAAAUGUGUCUCUUCACCCGCAAUUUCUGAAACUAGUAGCGCAUCACAAAAAUGACAAAGAAUGAAUGUGAAAGCAUAGAAAUGACUACUCUCUUGUCACGCUGAAAUCAAAGGUUAUCGGUGAGUAGCCCUGACUAACUUUGACUAAUUCAUCCAUAAGUAUUCGUUGUGCGAUGAUUGGCUGCUCUGAGCUGUCAGGUAAUCACUGGAUAGGACAGCGAUAAGCCGGGUUGGGGAAUUCUGUUGCAGGUUGAUAUGACAUCUCAACUUUGCCCCAUGAAAUAAAACUCAGGCAAUUCUCACACUCGCUGAGUCCACAGAGGAGCAUAUUGAUCCAGUCCCCUGUUGUGGCUGUUGUUCCUCUGCUGUUGGAUAGUUUCACUGAAAUUCUUCAGCUACUUUAAUGCCAGAAUAAUGACAACAGACAAGAUGCAAGGAGGGAUGGACAUCUUUGAGCGGAUCCUCGGAGACACAGAAGAAUCAAUCAGUUACCACAACAAUCAGUCAUGGACUAUGACUAUUAAUGACACAACAAGCCCUGAAAGAAGUGAUGCUGAUGACUUCUUAGAUGCUCUGCUGCACGACUCUGCCGCUGCGCCAGCAUCUGCUUUGUGGUCCCCCUGCACCACAGACAGUGGCAUUAAUGAAGAACCCCUGACAGACUCCACAGAGAGACUCUAUCCAGCCACUUGCACAGCUUUCCCAGCCUUUGACAUUCAGGCAUAUCCUCAGCCUCCAUCGCUGCAAAGCCAGUCCCCAGCAAGUGAAAAAACUGACGUUUCUAUUGAUUUAGGUUGGGAUUCUGGUGGUCUCCAAGACGAGUUUGGAAUUGCGUACUACCUCACCACAAACCAAAACGCUGUGCUCCCAUCCAGCCAUACGCUCACAGUGAAGGACCUGCUGUUAUCCAACCUGGGACAAAAGGCACGACGAAUCCCCCAGCAUUCCCUGCAGGAGCUUAAUCUUAAUGAAGAUGAGAAAAAGCUUCUUGCUAAAGAAGGCAUAAACUUACCCAGCAAACUGCCCCUUUCCAAGUUUGAAGAAAGGAUUUUAAAGAAAAUCCGGCGGAAAAUUCGCAACAAACGCUCGGCUCAGGAAAGCCGAAAGAAAAAGAGGGAGUACGUUGAUAGCCUGGAAGAAAGGAUGUCUGCGUGUAACACGCAGAACCUGAAGCUACAAAGAAAGAUCCAGCAGUUGGAGGAAACCAACAAUACUCUGCUGGAACAGCUUAACCAGCUUCAGGCUCUUACUCCAAACAGCUCCUGCAGAACUACAAACAAAAGAACCUACAUCCUGGUUUUGCUCCUCUCCUUUUCGCUGCUCAUUUCCUCAAAUAUUCAGCCGGGCCCUUACAGCCAGCACAGCCGGACAGAUUACGCCGAGACCAGAGUGUCGUCUCGCUCCCUGCAGUCUAUGGAUGAAGAGGGAGGCGCCUCUCCUCCCCAUCUUCAACUGUCCUCCAUCUCCUGGGGCUUUGAAGCCCUGAGAGGCCUGACAGGGAAGGUCUUGGCCUGGGGAGACCUCCCCGUCUCUCUCCCACAGGAUGACAGCCAGACGGAUGAUUACAGGUCUUACCUGAGGAGAAUGUAGCAAAGGCGUAGACCUGCUUGCAAGAGCAUCAUCCAACGGAGCAGUUUAAAAGCUAUACAGCAUCUUCUUAUUGCAAACAACAAAAUGAUGCUUCCAGCCAAACUAUGUUCUCAAGUAUGGUCAUGGUUAAUUUUUUCUUAUUGAUAAUAAGUUAUUUAAACAUGUUUGAUCUGUAAAUUAGUGUAAAUGUAUAUUCACUACUGUAUUUUAUUCUCAUCCUUGUAUAUUGUUAAAGAUGACAAAAAUGAUUCAAUAUCCAUUUUGUAGAGUUUCAAUGAAAUGUUGAGAAAGUUCUUUAGUAAAUUU
This is a messenger RNA of Cololabis saira (Pacific saury), 2495 nucleotides long. Its product is annotated as cyclic AMP-responsive element-binding protein 3-like protein 3-A. Gene Ontology annotation, biological process: regulation of transcription by RNA polymerase II. Bases 1014 to 2189 code for a protein of 391 amino acids. Lineage: Eukaryota; Metazoa; Chordata; Actinopteri; Beloniformes; Belonidae. The record is from RefSeq and is a predicted model, not a curated record. Gene Ontology annotation, molecular function: DNA-binding transcription factor activity, RNA polymerase II-specific; RNA polymerase II cis-regulatory region sequence-specific DNA binding. Gene Ontology annotation, cellular component: nucleus. The transcript has 10 exons.